AUGAAUUGUUGGAAGAGUUUAUUUCUUGCUUUCAUUUCUUGUGUUCUCACAGUUCAUGGUAAGUAUAUCUUUUUGUUUGGAUUUAAUCAUGACGUGUGGACCGUUACGAACGUGAUGAAUAACUUAACGAGACGUAAUCGGUGUACUUCGUUACGUGCUUUCCGUGUUGAGAAAACAGAAAAUUGAGUCUUAGCAGCUACUUUUCAGUGUCAAUUCAAAGUAUUCUUCUUCUGAAGACUCUGAAGGGGUUAGAUAUAACAAUUCACUCCAUCCUGAUCAGAAUUCAAUGACAAUAUAUAUAUAUUUUUAACUUAAAAUUUCACUAUCCAAUGUGUUUUUGUCAGUGCUGAACUGGACUCAGUUGAAGUCAGUCAUGACGAACCCCAAAGAACGUCUGCGGUGGAGGCUAUGGUCAUGCGUUCCUGUACUGUCUUCGUAAAGCGUUGUUCAUCUUUUUCUUGAUCGUCUUUUAUCUGAGUAGCUAACAAACAUCUUGAACGCUCUCUGCUAAGCUCCGAUUACUCCUAGUUCUAAUCCUAUGACAUGACCAUUCAAAUAAAAGCUGCUGAGUGAUUCUUUUGCAUUGUUAUCAUCACCUUUUCGGAAUUCCCAAAGAAUUGCAGUUUUAUUAAAUAUUGACCGACACUGAACACUAGCUCUGUUUGAGACACGGCACGCUUCUUUGGAAUCGAAUAUCCUUUAGAAGUCUUAAAUAUCAAAACCAACAAAAAUACGAAAUAGUUUUAGCAAUAAUGUAGGUUUCUCUCCUUAUCCGUUUUAAGUGUAGAGUGAUUGCAGAAAAUCAGAUUUCACCCUUGUAGCAUUUGCCGAUUUCUAAAACUUGAAAAAGAUACACUGCUCUGCUAAUUCAUAGAAUGUAAGGAAGACAGAGAAUGAUUAUAUUUUGAGUAUCGUGCAGGACCAACGAAAAUGGUUUGUUGCCUCGCAUCGCACUCUCCUACUUUUGUUUUCUUUCCGCACUUCAAUAAAGUUGAACAAUUCAAGAAAAGGGUUCGAAACUUUGUGUACUGGUGAAAUACAUGAAAAAAGCCAGAGGAAGCCAUUUCCGCCUAGAAAAAGUGAAAUUUCUUUGGCCAAUUUUACACUAAGGGUAGCCUAAAGAAACUCGUAAGCCAAUGGAAAAUUGCCAAGGCACCCUUGCGGAACUGUCGUAAACAGCAGGACUAGGACUUUGAUUAUCGCGCUGAAACGGUUCAAAUCUGAAAUUUCAGCUGUAUACUUUAUAAAAUAAAAUUAUAUGGAUACGCUUUAGCCGCGCAAACUUCCGGAGAAUUUAAAUUUAAUCUCGCAUAUCGGAGGCAAAGAGUUUGACCGACAAGAUUGGCCGUUUCAUUAAUGAAUACAUCUCUAGAUAGUUUUAACCUGUUGUAAUUAAAAUAACAGGGUCAAUCUCCGCUUGGAGGACCCGUGCCACGUGUUCUUGGCCUCUGAUCCGUAAAUGUGCAAUACUUCAAGACUCACGCAUGCUGGUUACGAUUUCUAAUCUCGUUCGUUUUUCAUUUAUCGUCGUUAUUUUGCAGAGAAUGACAGAGAAGUAUAAGAAAUGAAAUAACGCCCUUCUAAAAGAAGCUGUAUCAGUUAGUCAUUCCCGCGGUCAGCGUUGCUGCGGUGUCGCUUAGGAUCCCUUAAAUAGCUAAUCGUGAUCUAAGAAGAGACCAUCUUAGUGCUGUCAUAAGCGAUAUUUACAGUUGUAUCAUUUCCCAAAGAACAAGCUGCCAAGUGAUUGGGAAACUUAGUGGCUGACCAGAAGGGAGGCCAGGACCUUUUCCCAUUACACGUAUCCGGCAGAAACGACAGUUUUCUAGUAUUCUAACGACUUAAUGAUUUGGAACUAAAAUGAUUACCACUUAAGGAUCGUAUUUAAGUACGUAAAGUUUACUCUAGAGACAAUUAUGUGUUGUGCUAAGGAGGGAGGGAAAUAGUUAGCUCCGAUUUGUAAAAGGGACUGGGGAAGUUAAUGUUUUGUUUGAAAUUUGUUCCUAAUUUUUAAGGUCAAAGUGAUGAAAAUAUUGAAGUCAUCAGUGACGUUAAUGACGACCUACCUAUAGAGCUUGGCGAUUCGAAUCCAAUUCACACUGGUGAGUACAAGGGCAAUUUCCUAAUCAGCCCUUCUUUGUCUUGUCAUGGUCACGCAACGUGCGUUACGUGUCGCUACAAGAAUGGCUGCGAGGGGGACUGGACCCAAAGUGUGCAGGUAAAGCAGUGCUGGUACAUUAUAGAGGUGUGGAAGAGCACUCGAAUAGACCUCUUUAGCUUGUGUGUUUUGUUUUACCAACUCAGGUAUUGUGAUGAUACUCUUGGGAAGUGUUUCUUUCAACUUUCGUAUAAUACACGUGCAUAUGUACGCAUAAUUUAUGAAAACACUAAGGGUCAAAUUCCCCUGGGAGCUCUACUGGGGGAAACAAAACAUAGAAGCUAAAAAGGUCUAUUUGUACUCGUUAAGAGGAGUGGGAAGAGCCUGUGAGAACUGACGUAUUUGUGGUUAUCAGCAACAUGCGGAAAUACUUCAGCAUCCUCAAGCUAUAUUUUAUCGAUUGUGUUUGUUACGAAUUUCUUCAGUUGUUCUUUCUUCUGAGACACUAACUCCGCAAAGUUUAAAGAUAGUGCAAACCUACGACUUUUGAUGAUAAUUGACGUCAUUUUUUUUAACCUUUCAGUAACUCAGGAGCAAGAAGUGCCUCUAUUUAAACGUGAUAUCUCAGGCCAUACUGUAGCUCGAGUGCGACGUCACGUUCUAGCGGUUGGUCAUUCAAAUCAGAUCCAGGGUCUCAGGGUCAGACAAGAAUGUGACGGAAUCCUACUAGAGUGGAAAAGCCUGCAGUUGCCUUACAGGUAUAACUGAACGUUUUGGUUGUAGGAUAGAGUAUUCAGCUUUUGUCAAAGUACUUGACAAAACCAUAAGAGAGCCCUAAACAGUAUCUUUCUCUCGGAAAUUGAAAAGUUGAACAACCCUGUAUAAUAAACAGAAUAAACAGUACCACAAGUAAGUACUGCUCAGUAGCUUUCAUUUGAAUGGUCACCCCAUAUGAUUUUAUCCACAAACUCAAAAGUUAGAACCACUUUGUACAGCAUAAUAAACAGUACAACAGGAAAGUACUGCUCAGUUGCUUUCAUUUGAAUUGUGACGCCAAAGGAAUUUAUCCACAGCCUAAAAAUUUAGAAUUGUCUCGCCUUAGUCAGUGCAAACAGUAUUAGAAAAAGGUAAGGAAGGAUCAGAAGCUUUUAAUUAAAUGGAAAAUCAGUCACCAGUUGAUAUUGUUAGCGCAGAUUGCCAACUUUCUUUUUCAAUAUCAGUCCAAACAGACGCUCAAUAAAUGAAGAAUUCAAACAUUUUAACAUUUACCGAAGCACAUCGUAUUUUCGUGAUGUAAACGGAAUGAGGCCUUAUGUAUCUGGAAAGCUGGACAAGUUGUUACAGAGCCGGGAAACAAAGAGCUACAAGGAUCUAUAUCCGACACCGAACACAAACUGGUACUACGCUGUGACAAUGGUCAAUGGUAAUGGGCAGGAAGGGAAGAUAGUGCACGCAAAGAAGGUAUGACUUAAAAACUUUUGCUCGCUGUGUAUGACGCUUCUUUCUUUGAAAAAUGGUGUUCAACUGUCACACCUUCUGGUCACCCAAUCGCUUCUAUUUGGAUCGCACGUGGCGGACGCAAAGCGAGAAGCGUGAACGAAAAAAGCACGAAGGGUGAUAGGAAGAAACAAAGCGAGAGGGAGAGAGAUUCUCCACUCUUUUGCCCUUCCCAUCACCCCUCGAGCUUCCCUUGACUAAGAGACGACUUGAAACGAGUGAGGUCAGGGCUCCUGGUGAGGAGCCUAUGUUUGUUAUUUGUUUUAUCAGCCAAUGGAUGAAAAGAUCUAAACAUGGACUCUUUGUUUUCCCGCCAAAGAAGACCCUAAUAUGGAGACGGCAUUGUUCGAUUGGCCAAUCGUGUUGCAGUAUGACAUUAAAGCGAAGUAUCGGUUGAUUUCUAGAACGUACAUUCUCGGGCAUGAAGUUUAUUCAGCCGAGCUUUCGCUUAACAACCAAAACCCGCCACGAGCGUUUGUAUCCGUUGGACAAACCAAUCAAAUCGCACUAUUUCCGAUCUUUGUGUCAGGUCAAACGAAAAUCGCUCUGACAAGAUUGACUAGUCCAAAAGGGUUGACGCGAUUCCGGCAGAUUCAAAAGAGAAUCUGUUAGUAGGGUGCCUUAAAAUCCUAAACUGUAAAAAUCACUGCUAGAAUUUACCUCAGUGUUCAUGUUACAUCCACAGGCUAUUUUCAUAGCAUCUUUUCAAAAGUCAGGAACUCUCUUUAAACUUGUCCCAGAGUUCCUAAGUCUGCAAGGCAAGGUCUUACAUCACAGCGCUGCGUAUAAUCCGCGUCGUAAUCAAUAUCUUGUGACGUGGGACUUUGACGUGGACAACGACAAUCUGCCAGAUCAGCUUUACGCAUUAAGAGUGGACACUGCUGGCAAUAUAGUGGACAAAAGGAUAUUAAACUACACUGCAGAUAUCAACAGAAAAGCAGGUAUUUUAGGACAGUUAUCAAAGAGGAGAAAAGGAAGAAAAGGAGCCAACUGCAUAAAACCUAUAGUAAAUUAACGAAAAAAACGGGGAUUAGUUUUAAAAUAAACUAUGGUCUGCGAAUGGGUAGCCCCGCUGGCAGACUUUUUGUUUUUUUGCCUUGUCAGCAUUCUCGUCCCCAAAGUUCGUCGUUUCUUUUGGUCGAGAGGUCUUGUCCAUUACAAAUUUAGCCCAGUGGCUCUGGGGACGAGAAUGGCUCGUCAUCUAAUCCCCCCCAACUUCAAGAAAGAACACGUGACAAAGCCCUAAGAACGUCUUGCGUAGACUUGGUGGAGGAGUUAAAAUGAAGAAAGUGCUUUUUGCAACAGCUGGACACGUGUUUAACUUUCUGUGAAGAUGAAAACAAUUCUCUUUGGAAAAUGAUUUUAAGCAUGCAUGAACUGAAUAAAAAAAUAAAAAUUAGGUGACCUGUAAAUUUUCGGCGAUUGCCAAGGAAACACUUCCCACCCAGUCACGUUUGAGUGAUUUUCCUUUAACUUUUUAAGUUUUCAAACUGUCCUAAACUCACCAACUUACGCAUUACAGGGCUCAGUGUUAUUCGCUGUGAACAAAAGAAAAUCUUAGCCCCGUAAUGCAAUCUGUCAAGUCCCCAGAUCAGAAAAUUAGUUUUAUUUGUUUGUCUUGAUGAAUUUCAAACACAACAAAAUAAAAGCUUAACUCGAAACACAAUUGAAGGUUCUAAAAUCCAUCGACGUGUUCAUAAGGAGUUACUACGUUAAGUGGGAUGCAUGUAUAGCAUUUCCUUUCUGAGCUAUGAGAUUAUGGAAAUAAAAUGGUAUCGAAAAUUCGUAUUUUCACUAAUCAUGUUACAUUAUUCCAAAUUUUCUAGGCAAUCAAGGAUGGCCAAGUGUAGCGUACAACGAACAAUUCGAUGAAUAUAUGAUCGCUUUUCAAUUCCGUGCGGGAUCGUUGCAGUACUUCUUGAACAAAUACAUUAUCUUAAGUCAGAGAGUACAGAGCGCGCGCACGGAAAGAACAGCAGGCCGAACUCUGCUUUUCAAAGCCAAUGGACAAGGAGGGCCCACGGAUUGGGUUGACGCAAUGGGACCAUUGAUAAAGUAUAACUCUGUUACAGGUAGGAACCAUCACGAUGUUAAAAUAGGUAAUAUAUAAAAGUAUAAAGAUGCACUACGAAUCAGGGACCGGAGGCUUGUCCUCUGUUACUGUAAAAGGUGGUUCAAAUUUCCGAGUCUGUGGAUGAAAACCUAUGGUGUGGCAUUCAAAUAAAAGCUACUGAGCAGUACGUUCCGGUGGUACUGUUUGUUGUGCUGUACAAGGUGGGUUUAACUUGAGUCUGUGAAUGAAAUCCUACGGUGUGACCAUUCAAAUGAAAGCUACUGAGCAAUACUUCCCCAGGGUACUGUUUAUUAUACUGUACAAGGUGGUUCUAAUUUGUGGAUGAAAUCCUGUGGUGUGACCAUUCAAAUAUGGAAAGCUACUGAACAGUAAUAUCCUCUGGUUCUUUUAAAUGUUGUGAAUGGAAUCUUAUGGGGUUACAUGCAAACGGACGCAACAACUCCCAACAUUGUUGCUAAAAGUUUGACUGGUUUCAAACUUUGCGCCACAACUCCCAACAACACACAACAGGGUUUGCAAACAGACUCAAUAUGUAACAUCCAACAGUGUUGGGAGUUGUUGGCCUACAAUGUUGCGUCCGUUUGCAAGGGGCUUAAUGAAUAGCUACUGAGCAGUCAGUAGUUUCCUAUGGUACUAUCUUUUAUACAAGGUGGUUCAAACUUUCUCUCUAUGGAUUACAUGCUAACGAGUAACCUUUCUCAGUUUUUCCCUUAGUACUGUUUGUUUCUCAGUGCGUUACAAUUCAAUUUUUCCAUAUCCUUUCUUUUUUAAGGUGGUUAUGUAGGCGCUGUUAUUGUAGACGGAGGAAGAAAAGAAGUCGUGAGCCUGUUCUUUGACAGGGGAGGAAAAGUGUUUAAAACCGAAGGAAUUUGCUCCUUUAAAGGAAACGCAUACGAGCCAAAUAUCUUCUUUGACUCGAAAAGAAACGAGUUUGUCUUCUCUUGUACCGUCGAGAACGGAGUAGUCGCUAAAUCUGACUUCACCUUGCGGUCUGGCUUACACAUGGUAGUCAUCACGAAGAGAACUGCUCGUGGAGCGCAUGCGGCUAACACAGAGACCGCUGCAACGAAGAACUUUGUUGGCUACACCAACAAGACGCAUGCGCGGACUGCCGGAUACUAUAAUGAACACCUUGAUAGGUAAAUACUAAAUAUUUGGAUGAGUGUUUUUGUGUUUGUUAUCCCAGCUGAAUAAUUGAAUUCGAAACAUCACAAAACAGAAUCUAAUGAUUCUGGUAAAAUGUGCUACCACAGAGUGUUUUCACAUGAUUUCACUCCCGCCAUAUUGGUGUCCCAAAGUAAUGUCGAGUUAUGAAACAGCAACCAUGUUUGCGUCUUAAACCAGUCCUUUGCAAUUGGGAGUUGAACUUUUUUCUUAUGUAAAAACUUUCUUUUGUUCCAAUAAAUUUGCGUAGCUGCUAGUCACGCGACUGAAAACGCUCUACAGAUAAACGAAAACACUGAUAACGACAAACGCACUCUCGCGCGAAACAGAGUUUAGGGAAACGAUGAGUUACACGCAGCUGGAAGAUAUUAUUCACUUAUCCGCUUGGAGAUUAGUGAACGAUCAUUAACAAAAGAUCAUUUGUUUAGUCAUUAUCGAUGCACUACCAUAAUGGUUUCUGUUUUUUAUGACUGAAUGGUUUUCCUUUACGCCGUAGAUUGAUUCUGUACUGGGAAGAUUCUGACAGUGGAAGACAUGUUUUAAACACUGCCUCUGUACUAUUGACACGUACAGAGUACAUCCGGGAAGUUAAACGGUACAGUUGCUUAGCAACAAAGCAAGUCAGGACACCGGCAGCAGUGUAUUCUCCAUCAAAUAACUAUCAUUUUCUUUUAUGGCAAGAACUAAGUGGGUCUGGGGUAAUUGGUGGAGAACUCCUUCAAGGUCAGUGUCUCGAGUUUUCAGUAUCAACGUACUCUGUAGUAGAGACAUACCAUACUUUGAACCUCACUACCUCAUUAGUGUCGUCACGCAACGCUAUUUGUGGGGACGAGCGUUGCGUGACGACACUAAAAACAGCUGCGUAGCAGACUACCCUGCCCCAGACUCGUACCAAGUCACCACUUAUUCAUUCACGCAACGGAAUAUGGAAAGGAAAUUUGACGAGCGCAAAGGCGCUUGGGAGGCGUUUUUCUUCCUUACCUCCAUUGAUGCACGGCGAACUCACUAAGGAAGUGACUGGCUAGGAGUCUGUCCCUGCUCGCUUCCCCUCGCAGUUUACCACGCCGAGAGAACAAAUAAAGAACCAAUUUCAACGAGGUUUUGGGCCCUUCAUCCUUCUAAAUAACAGCCUGGGAGUCUGGGUACUACUACUUCAUGCAGCUGUUGUACCCAGUUUUAUUUGUCCUUCGGGGUUGAAAAGGUUGAAUAUCUGGAAAUUUGAUUUAGGCAUAGAACCUCGAAAAUAAUGACAUUCAAUUUUCGUAGAAGUAACUCUUUCUGAUUGUUUCUCAGGCAAUUUACGACUUGUGUUUGGCAGAGAGCAGAAGAAUCCUGUUUUAUUGUACAACGACUUCAUUCGAAAAGCGUUUGUCACCUGGCAGGAAGGAGGCGUGCUGCUAUCACGACAAAUAACCAUGGCAACCCGACCACUUUGCACUCCACCAUGCGCUCCUCGACAAACUUGCGUAGUAGAGGACAAAUGUGUCCCCAAUACAGGAAGUAAACUGAAAUACUUUUCUUCUUUAAAUUUCGUUUAAAAAGAACACAAUAUUUGAAGUACUAUCGCAUAGACUCGCUGGAUAGGAAAACAAUUUUUUUUCCGUUCCAAUUUCUUUACAGUUUCGUUAUCAUAGCCGAUAUGAGCAGAGCGCAGCUAGUGGACCUUUGUUGGAAUUUAGUAUAAAAUGCAACAUUAUAUAUGACUGUGAUUAGACUUUUUUUGUUUCGUUGACUGGAAAAUUUGUAAAGAACAAUACGAAACAAUACUACACGACACGAUACGAUACGAUACAGUACAGUACGGGUGUAGUACGGUGCGGUACGAUACGUUACCGUGAUAUGGUACGUUACACUGCAUAGUAAGCUCCAUUGCGAGGCUACUCCAAAGGAGAGGCGGUAUCAAAACUGAAAGCUACGCUAAAGGCUGUCGUUUCUGGGUUUAGCGAAAUCACGUGUUGUGUAGAACUUAUCAAAGAUUAUGGGAUGGUAUUUUAGACAAGCCUGACAAGACUAUCAGGGGGAGAGAGGAGUUUACUGAUUCUUUGUAUAUCUUAUUUGUGCACUUUAACGCAGGUCUGUGAUUUUUUUAACCGUUUAAGAUUUAUGCAGCUUGAACAACGGAGGGUGCAGUCACAGGUGUACAUCAUCAGGUCGAUGGAAAGUUCAGUGCUCUUGUCCAGGUCACAUGCAGCUGAAAGAAGACGGCAAAAACUGUAGCAGCGGUGAGUAGGGCCUGAUAAUAGUGUGGUCUAUCCACCCCUUCCCGCUCGGGGAUAGACUUUUGGGGGGUUAGGGGAAGGUUAUUUAGGUCCACUCGAACUUUGAACAACAACCUAUGCAUUGUUUUGAAAUUUUGACACAGGAAGGGAUAAAAGUUAGCGGCAUGUUUCGUUAAAUAAAACCGGAAGUGGGAGACGAAACAUAGAGCAUUUUUCUUUUUUAAUUCAUAGUUCUUUCAAGACAUCCACUGGAGCAGACUAUUUCUGAGGCCCUGCCAGCGUAAAUUCCGACAAGCGACAUGACCCAAAAAGUAGCGACAGAGCCUAAAAUGAAAUCGUGACACGAGACAACCUCCUUCUGCCAAAUAGCGACAGUGACGGUAAAGCCGAGAAUAUGCGACAAAGAACGGUGGUUUGGCUAAUUUAUCGCCAGUCUGAAUACCAAGAAGAAGCAAUUUUAGUCAAUUUUCCUUGCGCUUCAGAGAUUGUCUCUUGUCAGUGAGUUUCAGUCGAACCCUCCUGAGCGCGCCACGCGUUGUCCUGUCGCGCAGUCUUCAUUUACGCAACCGCCCACAACUCCUGGGAGACCUGGGAACUAGGUUGUCCGUCACAUAACUUACUUUCAUGUGCGCUUUACAUCUCUUGUGAUCACUACUUUCACAUAGACUAUAAUGCACCUCGUUUUCGCCUCAGAAUUUUGCUUAACCAUUGUUUUCAAAUUAUCCUGGGUAUUACAGUCGUCCCAAGAGAAAUCGAACACAAUGGUUAUGCAAAGUUUUGGGGGGUAUGCAAGGUGCAUUAUGGUCUGUGUGAAAAAGGUGAAUGCUUUGCUUGUCCCUGAACUUGUGACAUCCCUGUCGACCUCUGUCGGACGGUGACGACGGUGGAGAGACCAGGGACCAGGUAACUUAACCACCGACCUUCCAACCGCUCCCACAGAGUAGACCACCGUUAACCGGCCUUCACGAUUUAUCAGGUCAGUUAGUCUUAAAAUGUUGAACGUGGAUCACUUAGGGUGUGUUGACUGUGUUCCUUUCGGCGAAUCCAAAAACGGAUUUUUCAUCCGAGAUUUGCCGGAUUUCGCGGUCGAAAGGAACGUGAAAUCCGAAAUUGGAUUUGUGACCCUUGCAACCUUUCGCAAACGCGUGCAAUAUGCAUGACAGCCUCUCCUUUUUCAAAAUGUAUUCACCAGAUCAAAAAUCCUGAUUUAGAUUUGCCGAAAAAAACGCGAAAUCCGUUUUAAGAUCUAAAGUCCGUUUUUGGAUUCACCGAAAGGAACACACCCUUAAUUGUCAAUGGCGAUGUAUAGUUGUUCGAUACGCGAAAUGUUAACUGAGAAAUUGUAUAACUGUAAUGCUUUCUUUACAACGCAUCGCUAUCCCCCUUUUCUAAAAUUCCAACAGAGACAAAGAAUUUUCGUUCAAUUUCCGACAGCGAUGUGAAGCGUUUAUAAACACCGACAAGAGGCGUGGCAGGGCCUCAUUUCUGCGGGAGAGGGGCGCCAAGUAACGUGUGUCCUUGUAACACCUACUGUCCUGUUGCCCCCAAUGAUACUUUUGCUAAGUGCUGUGAAGGUAACGUUUUUCAAUUUACAACAAAGAGAAUAUCCAAGUUAGGCCUCGUCCCUCAAUGAGGAAGUUUCAAGUAACAUAGCAGGCAACGAUGUAUCCCAAUUUUUAGGAAGAAGGAUUCUAACACCUUUGUUCCCAGGGUGAUUCCUCUUUGCCUUCUUGGCGGGAAAUAGGAACGAGGCAAUCGCGUUCCCAGGGCUUUCCCCUGAAGUCCCGAGGGCAAAGUUGGGAACGUGAUUGGCAUUCUCAUUGGCAUGUAAAGGAAUGUAUGAUCGUUGAUGACAACACCAUCUUUUCUUUUAAUCUCAUAAAACCCGACGGGACUCUGUAAUUAUAACAAAGUAGGCGUUCAUUGGUUCAGUUGUGUUGUGAGUAUCCACUUGCCUCUUCUUAAUUUCAACCUCUCCAGUUAUGAUAAUAUAUAUUGUUGUUAUUUGUCAGCUCCUCUACCAAGCUACUCCAUUGUGGUUGCGACUAAAAAGGCAGUAUGGCAGCUGUUUAUGGACACGAAACUAAACCGAGCCACGUUUAAAAAGGUGCAAUUGAAUCACUAUCCUAUGAUGCUUGUCGCGCUGGGAUAUAACCCUGUUGAUAAGCGCGUAUAUUGGAGUGACGUAGAUGAGGGCUCGAUAAACCGCGUUUUUUUGAGCGGAAUGGGAGACAAGCAACAGAUACAGAGGUAAUUUAUAUACCACUGGACUUGUAAAUGGGCACCCUUAAAUUCUGCAUAAGAAACUUAAAGCAAAGGAAAAUGUCUUUACUAUAUCUCAUAAGCCAACUUCUUUAAUAAGUUGAAUUAAGUUCAAGUUUAGUUAACCCUACUCUUGAACAUAUGAAAAAGUCGCGUUUUUAGCUCAUGGAUGACGUAGUCAUGCUACGGGUUUUUGGAGGCACUCGAAUGACACUCGAUCACUCACUCACUCACUUACUCGAUUCUCAUUAAUUUUUUCAUUAAAGCCAGAUUAAACACUUUACUCUUACCUCCCUUACUUAGUAUUACUUUUGUUCCAAGUGCCUUUUACGCAUAUGUUUGGCGUAUUCUAGAGGGCACUGGUAAAGUGUACUUUUUUUCCCGACACAUCAUAGAGAUGGGGUUUGUAUAAUAGAGAUAUUCUAAAGAACACUGACAAUAUCAUCUGCAAGAAAUGGACUUGGAAUUGUUAAAAAGACAUUGAAAUAAUUGAGCGUGGAUCAUUGUUGUACAUUGGGACGAAUUGUGCACAUUUUUUCCCCAUAUAACUUGAUAAGGAGAAGGUGUGAUCAACAGGAGUGUGAAAGAGCUAUCGCAGCCUAACGAUCGCGAUGGGAUUUCGUCAGUUCAGCGAAAAGCGAAUAAGCCAAAGAACCUUUAUAGCAGCAAAAAAAAAAACAAAAAACAAAAAACAAAACAAAACAAAACAAAACGGUCCUCGAAUUGUUAAAACGACGUUGGGUAGUAUCUGUUGUGGUUUAUUCAAUUAUUUGGACGAAUCCAUUCGACGAUUUGUCUUCGUAUGCAAACAGGGAAUGAAAUAAUGUUGGGUCCACUGGAAGCACAGGUUUUAGAACCAACAAGCGUUACGCUAUUUUGCUUGAAUUCUGAGAUGAUCUUUGCCCAGCAGGCUUUUGCUUGUCGAUGAUUCCAUUUAUCAGUGCUAUUAAUGUAAUUUGUUCAGAAAAUUCUGCGCUGGUAUAAACAAGUUUCUAGAAUAUUCAGGUAGAGAAAAGCAAUCGGAUACUGCGACUGCGCUUAAAUCACUUAGCUAGGUCAGAGCACGUACAACUUCGAGUUUAGUCCGUUUGAUUAAGCUAAUUUUUUAGCUAGUGUUUAGCAAAAGCGCGUUUUAAAGCAGUUUAAUUUAGCCAUAAACGCUUGUAUUCUAUAAUUCAUAGCUCGUACUACAAAGACAAACCGUUACGUGUUUAUUGAAAAGCAUCGCACUUAUAGGAAACCUUCGAGGUCCAUUAAAGUAAUUGUUUCAAAAUUUUUGCUAACAAGAUCGAUCCUGGACAUAUCUCAUUAUUUUCCAACUAACGAGCGUCAAUACUUGCUUAAAGUGAUUCUUGCGUUAUAAGUAGAAAUGCUGCGCUAAUUACAAGUUUCUAGAAUAUUCAUGUGCACAUGCAAUCUAUUACUUUGAGUCACGCUGUAAUUUGGCAAGUCCGUACACAAUGAAGCGUCCAAAACGAUUUAUAUGAUUUUCUUUGAUUAUUGAACUGCCUUUUCUACACUAAUUCAAUUCAUCCAUGAGCUCGCUCCUAGGAGCCUUUCAUUCAUAACAGAUGCCUGUUAGGUUUUUUCGUUAGUUUUUAUAAAGCACACUAGGAGAACACGCGAGGGGAGCGCGCGCGCGUCCCCGACAUUUCUCCCUUCACCUUAAAAGAAGCGCCUAUGUUUUUCCCGCAUGUUUGACAUGUGAACAAUUUUAGCCCAAAAGUUUUCCCCAUUUUUUGAGGGUUUUUUUGGGAUACGGGAUUUGAACCUCGGGAUUCGGGAUCUUUAAGCAAAAUGGAGGAGAGAUCGGGGAUUGAAAGUAUACACGCGAUGUGAAAUGUCAAAAAUAACCAUUGGGAUUACGGAAUUGCACGAAGAUUUGGGUCGGGGUGACGGGAUUGAAGAACCCAAUCGGGAACCGUCAUUUUCAGGCAAAUGCUUUGUUAUGGAGCUUAAGAUUCUGAGACGACGACGACUACGAGGACGAGAUUUUCUCAAUACUGAGUAGUGCUCGCGCAUGAACCAGCGUCACUUUAGCGGGAAAACGUGUUAAGCGUCGUCACUUUGCUACGAGUUUUAGCGAGAUUCACUGGUCAUCCUCGUCCCACUGAUCUCCUUAUUCAAGCAACCUUAAUCGCAAUAUUUGUUAAAACUUCCUGUCUGAGAAACCGAGAGAAUCUUGCACUGUGGAAGUACCUUUUGUUCAUCUGCAUUAACAUGGUUUGAUUUUGGUUAAUACAGAAAUGCAGGUGUCGUGGAUGGCAUGGCACUCGACGUUGAAAAUAAUUUCAUUUACUGGACUGAAGUGUCAAAUAACAUAAGGCGGGGAAGGAUCAUGCGUGCAAGUUUAGAUGGAAGGAACCCCAUACAAAUACGGCAGGGAUUAGAUAAACCGAGAGCUAUCGUCCUCUAUAAGCCGACAAGGUUUGUAUCACGUGAUUGCUGCGCUCCAUUGUUGACCGAAAGGCCAGGCGCACUUGGUAACCAAUCAGAAAUGUAAUCAAAUCACGUGCCUCGCUCGCGCGCAGUUUUUAUGCUCUUGGCGUUGGCUACGUGUGUUUGUGAUUGAUUCCUUUGAAUUUCUACGCGUAUUUCGCAAUCAUACCAGCCAUAGAAGACUGUAAGUACGUUCUUGUGGUCACAUAUAAAGGUAUUCCCAACUCAGGCUUUUGAAACGGCAUCCAUUAUUAGAAGAUAACAAGUAGUGUUAAGGAAACUACUUCCUACUGAAAUAAGUGCAUUUGUACCAUUUGUUCUGACUCUAGGAUGAUGUAUUGGACUGACUGGGGAUCUACAGCCAAGAUCGCGCGGGGAAGGUUGGACAAUUAUUUCAACGUAGAUACGAUGGUGACAGGACAACUAAAAUGGCCGAGUGGUUUAGUUAUUGAUGCAGCUUCGCGGAAACUUUUUUGGGCAGAUGCUGGCAUGGACAAAGUAGAGUACUCUAAUCUAGAUGUAAGAAGCUUUGUGCUCUUCUCGUAUGUGAGGCUAAGCAUUCUACAAACCAGCUCAUGCUGCCUUCCAUAUCAAUAUGAGACAUUUCCUUACCUUAAUUAAAAGCCUGUGAUGUCCUUUUCAUUUGCAUCGAUAUAAUUUAACUAUUAUUUCUUCUUCAGGGGCAUGGUCGUGGUGAACUGCUCAGUGCCCCACGUGUUCGUCAUCCCUUCUCUCUCGCCAUUCUAAACAACAGGUUAUUAGUUCUACAAAUGUUGUAAUAGUAACUGAUAAUAAAUUAGUUCAUAACAAAUUAGGUAGCCUACGAGCAACCUCUUCAAUCAAGGAUUAUUUUGAGAAGUCACACGCGGGCAUGGAAAUAUUUUGCCGCUCGCUUAUGCGUUCUCUCGCAGCACGCUUCGCUCGCCACUCGAGACGAAGAGCUUGCUCGCAGGCUAUAAAUGAGGCUGAAUAUGAUCGUCUGAGUGAGUGUGGUUCUGUUCACUGUGACCAGCACUGAAGAGCCAUUUACGUGUUAUGAUAAAUUUGUCACUACGUUUCACAUAGUUUGAGUACGUAAGAUAUAACUGAAUACUGGAGAUACUCACGACGAAUUGCAUCAUGGGCUCCUGUUUCGAGGUUGCGUAGGAAACUGGGUCUCCAAAAAAGUCCCAUAGUGCAAUUCGACUCAACACUCGGCCUCCGUCUCAAAUGCAACCUCAAGGCCUAAACCCUUCUAAGAGUAUUCCAAGAAAUUUGGAAAUCCUGGUAAAAAGUUUUCAUUACAAACACAAACGAUUUUUAAGAAACAUUUUAAAAAACGCGAGAGGGCUGUGCGAGCGUUUCCGAAAAUGUUCAAAAGGUCUUCGCGGACCUAUAAUUUGCGUCAAGACUAGGAGAAGAACUUAAAGAUGACAUUCAAACAUUCCCUUUGCAAUACGAAAAAUUUAAAAAGUUACUUAAGCUCUAGAAUUCAAAAUGAUUGCCUGUUUUUGCUUUUAUGAGUGCCUUACGUCGAUAUUACAGCUUCUGGCUCAAUUCUUGAGGCAUUUUCUUUUAUAAACUUCCCUUUUGGAAUGAAAAAGAGUCUGCUGCAAGGAACACAUUUGUUAGUACUCCAAAGUGCUUUUUGUUUUAGAUUGUUUUGGAGUGACUGGGAAACUUCAGGAAUACAUUCAGUGGACAAAGACAGUGGCAGAGAUAUGAUAACCGUAGCCAAGGGCCUUGAUCGGCCAACUGCGUUUGUAAUAUUUAAAGCCACUCCUCCAGGUUUGUAAUUCUUGAAUUAAUUCGAUCUUCACCCUGCGGACAGGGCCUCUUUUUGUCUUCCUGAGUAAGGAGAAAAGGAAGCUCUACAUGAAUCGUGUCAAGCUUUUAAAGUCGCUGUAGCCUGGCCUAGUCAAUCUUGUUUUCUCUCGUCAAACUGGUUUUCCAAGUGCGAGCAUCCGUUUAUUGUGAAACCGAUGGUCAUAACUGAGCCCACUGUACCCAGCACACGGAUAUUAGGCCUGGGUUCGAAACUGUUUCCCAGCAUGCUCAACUCCAAUCAUGCCAAAUCGCGGCUCUGCUAACAGGGUGUUAGAUCAUAAGCAUUCACAUUGGAUGGUACUCAGGACCCUUUAGGGAACAAUAGAGACCUCUGGAUUGUGAGACGAGAACGAGAUUUUCUCAAUAGUAAGUAGUGCUCGCGCGUUAGGCAGCGUCAUUUUGGCGGGAAAACAUGGAAGCCCUCGUCAUUCUACGAAGAGUUUUAGUGAGCGUGUCGUAGUGGCGGGAACAAGUUAACAAAUAUUAGAAGUUUUAGCAUUUUGCAACCGCGAGAGGUCUUAACUUUCUCCAAUAACGAUAACGGUGCUAACUUUUCUGGUGAAAAAAGAAGUACAAUGAAGAAGUCCGGAGUGACAAGGACCAAAUGCUUGACAUACACUAAUUACUUAAGAAUAUAUUUAGAUAUUGAAACUGUUUCCUGUCGUCUGUUUUAACGGAUGGCAAGGAUGGACAUGGAUUGAAACCUGAAAAAGUUAUGUAAAUGUUUUCAAGUUUAAACGCCAUGCCUGCAAAAAACACCCUCCUUCCCUCCCCCCAAAGACAAACUUUUGUUCGUAUGAAUGCUCCCUGGUGAAAUUGUUUGAUAUCUUCCUCUAAAGGAGCAUUUGGUGUAUGCGGGGCAAGGCACUGAAUGAUGACUUCGACACAGAAUUGAUCUAGAACAGCAAUAUCUUAUCCUGAUGACAUAGCCUCUUUGGAUCAAUUUAGGUUUCUGGGAAACUGCCCACCUACCCCUCCCCUAAGCCAUCAUUUUGCCCUAAGUGAGAAGUAAGUGUCAAUGUUAGCGUGGGGGAGGGGUAGGUCGGUAGUUUCCCAGAAACUUAAAUUCAAUCCGCCUCUUUAACUGGAACUUCAUAUGCAUUGUCAAAUUACAGAUUUACAGAGUACUUUUUCAGACCGCCUUUUUCAGCUAUAAAUUGCUUUUUCGACCUCACUGGGGGUUCUGAGGAUUCUUGGUAGUUCCGGCGUAUUUCGGCCGCAUAAUUCUGCAAGUACAUGCAACUAAACUCACUUUGUGGCUAUUUUAAUAUUUAACGCAUUACAUUGCAUCUGUUUCACAAAACCGAUCAAUGUACAAUUAAACAAUUUUGGAAGGAAGGCUGGGAAACUCGGCAUGAGAUUUUGGGGGGAUAAUUUUUGGUCCAGGUUUUUUUUUGGUGGGGGGGGGAGGAGGUUAUUUUUGCCCUGAUUAGAUUAUCCCCGUCAACUGAAAUCCGCAGUACCCCCGAGAGCGUUCGAGUGGGUAGAGUGCAAUAACUUUUUGUUUCCAUACCAGUCGGUCCCAGUACAAACUGCCCUGAUCCAGGUGACCUAGCAAAUGGUGACAGGAACCCGUCGCCGAGGGACGGCAGCAGUGAUUACCCACAAGGCAGUAUGAUACGCUACACGUGUUACCCUCACUAUAAUCUACACGGAUCAGUCACCCGCACGUGUCUGGCUGACGGCAGCUGGAGCGGAAAAGCACCGGAAUGUCUUAGUGAGUACAUUGAGCGUAGCCUAAUAGCGUAGCCGAGAUUUCGCGACAGCACCACUGAUUUCCCCGCGAAAUGACGUCUGAGACACGAGCGCAGAAAUUCAAAAAUUUUGCGCUACGGUAAAUUUCCCAAAGUUAGCCUAAGUAGGUUCUUACAUAAAUGGUAAUUAGCACAAAUUUAGACUGAAGAAUUUCUGAAGAAACAAAAUACAUUUUAGGAAAGAGUAUUUAGUGGUAUUCAGCUUAUCACUUAUAUAAAUCUGCAUACCAAAUUGCUACUAAUGUAAAAAUGACUAUUAGAAGAAGAACUGAAGCACUGUCCACUUGAAAUUUGAAGUCCCCCUUUAGAAUAUAUUCAUACAUGUAUUGCAAUGUCUUAUUUUAUUUGCCAAAGUGUAAGGAUAUUUUCGCAGAAAAGAAAAACCUGUUUCAAAUUUUAGGCGAAACAGGUUCAUGUAUAGAGGGGGCUUAACUGGCAAAUUUUAGCCCAACAGGUUCUUUAAAAAAACAGAUUCUUACUCGCUUGUUUUUACUGCAUUUUUCGUUUCUCUUUAGACCCUCCGAUAUUCCACCAGACUCCAACCAACGUAACCGUCAAAGAAACAAGCUCUGCCUUACUUAAUUGUUCCGCUUCGACCCCUAAUACAAAUAUUACGUGGUAUAAAGACGGAAACGUUGUAAAAGGAGAUGGUAUUGUCAUUUCGAGAGCCGGGUUAAUAAUUGUGGGCGCUGAUCGUGCAAACCAAGGUUGGUAUGUCUGUAAAGCAACGAACAGGGCAGGCAGCAAGGAGGUGCGCGCAUACCUCAAAGUGACGAGACCGCUUGAUGCAGGUUAGUGAUAGAUGAUAAAUUUACUUUGAAAAACACCGAGGCUUAAAAACCAAAUUGGUUUCUCCAUUCUGUCAUCUAAGAACGAACGGUAGAGUCCACAUUAGCGUUUAUUUCGUAAAAAAAUUUUUACCUCCAGUAAAUUGGUACCCCGGUACCGUGAAGGACCUUCUUUUACCGAAUGCCGUCAGCCAAAAGGAUGAAAAACAGCAUACCGCAGGGUUAGAUGAUACCGCAAUACCGUAAACCCCAAUUUCCCCCUCCUUACGACUCUUGCAAGCAUUUUCUAAAAUUUCAGCAGUUCUUAAAGGUCGGACAUUGUUUUGCCUUGACACCUCUCGUCCCGUGUAAUAAUGUAAAUCCAAGACAGCCUUGGAUUCUAGAUUCAACGCUCGAAACCGGAUUUUAGGAACUGGAUUCCAGAUAUUGCGAUCUUGAACCGAAUUCCUUGAGCUGAGUUCCGUAUUCCAAAGCCUAGGAUUCCGGAUUACCUCGCAAGGGGCAAUACUUGAGCACUUAACCCUUUAAGCCCCAAGAUCCACAAACAAAUUCUCGAGACUGAUCUCCAUUCAUUCCCUUUAAGGUUUAAGAGCGACGGUCAGGAAAAAUCGACCAAGAUCUUAAUUUCGUGGCAAGAGUUGAAAAAUCAAUUUCUUUCAUUUUUUGUUCAUAGAUAGCUUUUAGGUAGAUAAGAAACCUGAAGUAGUUUGUUCCUGCCGAAAGCUUUUUAUUUGUGUGAAAAAUUACAAGAUCGCUUUUGGAUGUCGGAGUCUCAGACUGGCCUAAUUAGUCUCGCUUGCUUUAGAAAAGCGAGACUCUUAAAAUGCACUCGGUUUUUUUUUUGUCGGACCUAGUUUGUAGGCCUCGCGUUCCUAGCGAACACCGUGGAAACUGGGGAUAAGAAUCGUGACGACUUUCAUUGUAUGGAAAUGAGUCUCGUGAUGAGAAUGCAGUUUAUUUCGGCGAUGACUGAAAUGACGCAUGUAAGUUUGGCAAUGACGUAAUUUUCCUCGAAUGGAGGCCCUUGUUUUUCGUGUAAUUAUGCACCACAUGCUGGCACAUCCCCAAGCAGGAUGAGAAAAUAUUAUAGCGGGGAAAUCCUCAGGAUUUUUUGGCUUUUUAAGGCGUUAUGUUUCUCAGAAUAUUGUCGCAAUUACAGGAAAUGUACGGUUAAAUAAAUUCACUUUGUUUUAUGUAUUUAAUUGAUAGAUUUUCGCAGUUGUUCCGAUGUGAAGUCGUGUUGCACUUCAUAAAUACUUGAGAGAUGAAGUAUCCACUGUCACGUAACUUUUACGUGCGCACGUGCGUAAAAUUUGCGUUCGCAAAUAAAAUAAAGGCAAUGUAUGAAAGGCUGCACGUACAAUUAUGUAAGCGUAAAAGUAGAAACUCGCUUAAUUUGACGUUUAAUCUCAAUACUUUAUGUCUUACCUCUAUUUGAUUUACGUGAUUAAAAUUUACGUGCGUUAACGUGCGGAGCCAAAAACGCAUCAGUGGAAAUCCACCCUAACGUGUCACGGGUAGCUUUGAACUUGACUAACCGCACACUCUACUUGCAGCACUUCAUGUCCAUAGUUAAUAGAAAUCCCAUAUCGAGCUUUUCCGGAAUGGGUUGGUCCAAGAAUUCUAUGGCUUGAAAGCGUUGAUUAUUUUGGAACAACUGAUCACUUCAGUGGUCGAAAAAAAAAGAAUAAUCUUAAUGAGGAAAACUUCAAGGUUUACUGGAAAAUCAGGAUCGAGGAUCGAGGAUCGAGGAUCGAGGAUCGAGGAUCGAGAAAUCAGGGAUCAAGGAUCGGUUAAAAAGUACUUGUAAAUAAAAUAAAUAAAUAAAUCGUGGAUCAGUGAUGAUGUGGGCCGCAGACUGUAGACUGUACUGAACGCUAAAUUCAAGUAAACUAAUCCGAGUCUGUCUGAGUCAGAGAUUGUUUUGACGAGAAAGUGAAAUUUUCCGGGAAAAUGAAACGCUUUAUCCUGGUGACACUGUAAUACAAGAAAAAUCUUUUAACAGUUUUUAAUUUUUAACUCGUGGGGACGCGCGAGCGUACCACGAGUUAUUGCAGGGACAGAGAUAUGCAAAUGAGUCACUCGCUCACUCGUUGUAGACGGACUUCGUAAUUAAUCGGGUCCGAACUCGAGAGUGCGAAGAUCUAUCGCUUAAGACACGUAGGAGUCUUUCAAAUGAGUACGAUGGUUAACUUGGGGAUUGGAUUUCAAGAGCCUUUGUUCGUUCAGGCGUUAAACUUGACGAGAAAAUGAGCAAUUACUCUUCUGACUUCGAAAGAUCACGGGGGAUAUACAAAUUCCAGCUUGCUGGAAAGUGAUCUGAAAGUAAGAAAAUGUCAUGCCAUGCUAUUCUUAAGAACCUGUAUGGACCGAAAAUGGAUGUGAUUUUGACCAUUAGCUUCAAAAUAACAGCAGAAAUCGAGAUACGAAAACAUAUGUUUUGCCUCCUACUUCGCUGACGAGGUGUAUCGGCUUUGUAAAGCACAUGUUAUUUUGUUCAUUCGUUGCCAUGAAAUGCGUUGACAUUGUUUUUUCACUGUCAAUAGCUCGGUUAAUGCGGCUCGAUCAUACUGAACGAAUUUGCUGGCGGAAGUUCCAUGGAUAACGCAUUAAGUUAAAGAGUUUUCGCCAGAGUGAUGUAAUCAGCCUUCGUGGUGUAGUGGUAAAGUAAAGUCGCAUAUAGCCGAAGGUUUCCGGGUUCAAGUACCGUUCUUUUUUCAUCUUCUUUCUUUCUUUUUUUCUCGUUUUUGGCUUGUUUUGUUUGCUUAUUUGUUUUGUUGUUUUUCUAUAAAUAUGUACCUAAAUAACCGUUAUUUAAUAAAAUAUGCAAUAAACAAAAAGAAAAGUAUUGUGUUUGCAGAGCAAAGAUAGUAUGUUAAAUAUAUUGUACAUGGAUAAACAAUCUGAAUUUCUACCAUUUGCUACAAUUUACUGUGGGAAAACCAGAGUUGAUAACCAUUUGAUCAUUUUCUAAACAAUGUUUCCACGAGUUGACGAUAGGCUUUCUUUGAUUAAGUGUACAUUUGCUUUCAGUACUCCUUAUUUUUCUUGUAAUUGUUGUAUGCACGACCCCACCAGCAAUGCUGAUCUUUUUAUCGUACCAUAAACUAAGGUUCUUACCUACCCACCUACCUACCUACCUACCUACCUACCUACCUAUCGAUCGAUCGAUCGAUCGAUCGAUCCUGGUGACACUGUAAUACAAGAAAAAUCUUUUAACAGUUUUUAAUUUUUAACUCGUGGGGACGCGCGAGCGUACCACGAGUUAUUGCAGGGACAGAGAUAUGCAAAUGAGUCACUCGCUCACUCGUUGUAGACGGACUUCGUAAUUAAUCGGGUCCGAACUCGAGAGUGUGAAGAUCUAUCGCUUAAGACACGUAGGAGUCUUUCAAAUGAGUACGAUGGUUAACUUGGGGAUUGGAUUUCAAGAGCCUUUGUUCGUUCAGGCGUUAAACUUGACGAGAAAAUGAGCAAUUACUCUUCUGACUUCAGUGUCAGUGUCGAUCGAUCGAUCGAUCGAUCGAUAGGUAGGUAGGUAGGUAGGUAGGUAGGUGGGUAGGUAAGAACCUUAGUUUAUGGUACGAUAAAAAGAUCAGCAUUGCUGGUGGGGUCGUGCAUACAACAAUUACAAGAAAAAUAAGGAGUACUGAAAGCAAAUGUACACUUAAUCAAAGAAAGCCUAUCGUCAACUCGUGGAAACAUUGUUUAGGUAACCACCCUUUUUUUCAGGGAUAAUUAAGCCGAGAUUGAAAAGCUUGAAUGUAUGUAGCAGUGGCUAGUAAUUUUCACAAAGUGGAAGUUAAUUCGGUCUUUAUUCGGUCUUGCAAGACUGCAUCGUUAUCCCAAUUCCUUCUUAGACCUCUUCGGCAGAUAGAUAGAUAGAUAGAUAGCCUAGGUUUUCAUUUUCUACAAGGAUAGGGGAAUCUUUGUUUACAUUUUUUGCCGCAUUACCGUAUGAAUAUCAGAAGAGCAUAACAUUUUCAGUUUAAAAUUUGAUCGAUCGAUCGAUCUAUCUAUCUAUCUAUCUAUCUAUCUGUCUGUCUGUCUGUCUGUCUGUCUGUCUGUCUAUCUAUCUAUCUAUCUAUCUAUCUAUCUAUCUAUCUAUCUAUCUAUCUAUCUAUCUAUCUAUCUAUCUAUCUAUCUAUGCAUGCUGUGUACAACUCUAAACGUUGUACUCUGAGACUGUACGGAGAUAUUAAAAGUAGAUACUAAGCAGCUAUGGAAAAUGUCAUUACUUUCAUGCGAUAUUGAUAUCUUAUAAAAUGGACAACAAAUUCAGCAGGAAUACGCGCGAACUGAAUUUACUGUGUGUUGUAUAAGGUUCUGUUCAACUUACACUUUUUUCCUGUGCUGAACAUAUACUGUACCGAGCCAUAUCUUGGUCCGGUACAAAGAAGCUAUGUAUAUUUAUACUGACAGGGUCAUGGGUCCCUGAUACCGAUAAUUAUCAUCGUUCAAUUUUUCGAGUGUAGAAUCCCUGAAAGAGUACUCCUCAAUGGAGCAAUAUCAAUAUAUAGAAGGGUUUCAAAGGUUUCACACCGGUUUGAGGCUAAGAUGUGCAGUCUGUCUCUCCUUGCAAUUUUUACUUUUUGAGUGUAUACAUUAUGACAUACAACACUCGUUUUGUAUUCCAAACAAAAAAGUAGUAUAACAGCACCGCAGCCUUUGACAUUAAAACUCAUCUCCAAGCAAGCGAGACUCAAAGGCUUCUAAGAGCGUUCUUGUUUUUAACCUGGAAUUCGCUACCAUCAACUUUCCUCGCGUUCGCAAACGAAGCCGCAUGGAGAAAUUUGGACACUUUCCAUGAACAGGAAAAUUGUUUCUUUUCCACGAAAAGAUACUUUCAGGGCAAUAGCGAAGCUCGUCGUACUGAAAUAAUUAAAAAAUGAGGGAUAGGUUUUCAGGAUAAUAAAAACUUACGUUCGUUACUCAUUUUCGACGGUAAUAUUUAACGUGUGGUAUAACUCCAAAUUCUCUUAAUGCUAUUUAAAUCACACAUUUAGACAUUCAUUUAAAACAUACCUGGGAAUUGGCUUGGGUUAUUGAAUGUAAUCUCCGUAAGACACUAUCGAAGUUCAGGAAUUUUCAUGGUAGGCCAGCGGUAAUUGUGUAAACACUUCCAAUUUCGAAACGCACAAAAGUAGAUAUUUACAGCCUAAAGGCUCGUUUUUUUUGUACUUCUUGUAGGUUUUCCCAUUGCAAAAUUUCUUUUUCCAAUCAAAGAGUGGGGUAAAAAGGUGAAACUGGGUCAAUUUAAUUUUAGCCAUUUUAAAACACUGAACUCUACCAGACGGCGACUCUGCGUGACAAUCUGUUCCGUGACUGCACGUCACAUAGCGUACGUUUGAAGAGACGGAGCCGUUAAAACGACAGUCACGGAAUCACAGUAGUAACGCAACGCAAUUCUUGAAAGAGUAACAUUUUCGAUCACGACAGUAUUUUGAAGAAGAAAAAGUCAAACGCGCCUUUUUCUGGUACUCACUUUUUUAACAAUGGUAAUUCCCUAAGUAUGACGGAACAGGAAGAUAUUUCGUCUUGUUACUUUAUGAUCGAGGAAACUUGGAGCCGUUAAAUAAGUUAUUUUGAUCAGGCUUUACUAUUUUUACCGGACAAACGCGCUUUUUCUGGUACUCACUUUUUUAACAAUGGUAAUUCGCUAAGUAUGACGGAACAGGAAGAUAUUUCGUCUUGUUACUUUAUGAUCGAGGAAACUUGGAGCCGUUAAAUAAGUUAUUUUGGUCAGGCUUUACUAUUUUUACCGGACAAACGCGCUUUUUCUGGUACUCACUUUUUUAACAAUGGUAAUUCGCUAAGUAUGACGGAACAGGAAGAUAUUUCGUCUUGUUACUUUAUGAUCGAGGAAACUUGGAGCCGUUAAAUAAGUUAUUUUGGUCAGGCUUUACUAUUUUUACCGGACUUCGAUGCUUUCGUUUGGAGGCUGCCAGCCUAAAGGAACCCAAGCCAAUUCUCAGGUGUGCUUUCGAUGAAUGUCUAAAUGUGUGAAUAAACGAGGACCGGGAAAAUUUGGAGCUAUACCACUUGAAGAAAAAUGCAGCAGAAAACAACUACUAAAUUAAAGUUUUUGUCAUCGUAAAAACCUGUUCUUCGUUUCUGAAUUAUGUUAGUUCAACGAGUCUUGAUAUUGCUUUGGAACGAUCUUCUAGUGAAAGAAGAAGAGUUGUUCUAUGGAUGGAAAGUGUUCAAAUUUCUCCUUGCGGCUUUAUCUGCGAACGCGAGGAGAGUUGAUGUUAGCAAAUUUCGGGUUGAAAAUACGGCCAUCUUGAGACUCCCACCACGAAAACUGAUAUUCUUACUUUAAAAGGCUUUUUGCGAGAACAACUUACAUCAGAUUACUUAUCUACCUAAAAGCUACUUAUGGACAAAAAAUGAAGGAAAUCGAUUUUUCAACUCUUGCCACUCGAUAGUCGAUAUUUCCCGACCGUCGCUCUUAAGAUCAAAGGGUUCUUUCUUUAGUAAUCAAUUUUGUAAUUCUCAUAACUUUUACUCUUCAUGAUCUGAUGCUGUUGGGAGAAUAUUGAUGUUGGUCACUCUUGGGACCAAAAGGGUUAAAAACUAAGGGUGAGAUAAACACUUCGUUGUCAAAACAAAAAGAAGAAAAAAAGAAGAAAAAAAUAUAUUUAUUGUAAAAUUCCAAAUGUGCGGCCAACCUUUCCGGUUUUAAACGUUACAGUGUGUUGCCCAGUAUCCGGACACCUCAGUUUAAUAUCGCAAUAACUUUCCUUUGUUAGUCGCAAGAGCUCUGAAAUUUGGCCCAGAGAAAAUCUAUUUAGUCCUAUAAUAUAAUAAUAAUAUUUUUGCAGAGCUCCUAUGUUGCCCAGUAUCCGGACAGCUGGCCCAGUAUCCGGACACAACAAAAACAAUGUAAUUGUACAUAAAUUUCGACAGGCAAGCGACUUAUAAGCUUCUCUUGUACUUGCAAAGUAGUCUGGCAAUCGAUUCCAAAAAUAUAACCUCGCAUCGUGAAAUAAAACAUAACAAAUGACUGGGGUAUGGUGAGGAACGCGAGUGGUUGUUAAAUAGCAUAAUUCUUACUUCCUCGUCUACGAACUUUUUCACUGAUUUAAGGAAGACAUCCGUGGACACGCCGCAGCCGCGGUUUGCUAGCUCAAUUAGCCAAUCUGCAAACGACUUUUUUUCUUCACUUUUUAUUUAAAAAAACAAGCUUGGGGAAGGGACCUCAAUGCGACGGUCAAAGGUCACUCUCCUAUUUAGUCUGACCUGCAGUGUUGAUUUCUUCAUGCUCAGUCCCUACAGACCCUACAAUAAACCUGCUUUUCUAGCACUAAUCCCUCCUUCUUUCACAUCUCUCAAUCCCUUUGUGACAUUUUUCAGACCGUUGCAACCCCAUUCUAGCAGUCACAACUGGGGAAAGUAUGAGAAUGCCAGGUUCAACUCCGACGCUUUCGGUUAUAUAUAGAAAAUGCAGUCACGCGAAACGAAAUCAAGUCGCCUCCGAAUGAGUGAAGAAAAUUUCCGUACGGAGUUGAGAAGCAAGGUUUUAGCCAGAAGGGUGUCCAGCCGUCCUAUGGACGCCCAUUUUUGGAAGAAACACAAGGAAAAUUCACCUAAUCUCUCAUACGUUUACGGGAAAACGUGAAUUCUGGACGGCCAGUUUUCAAUGUCUGGCUAAAAGCCUGUUGAGAAGAAUUACAUUUUACGACUAUAUCAUAUAUCCUAACCUUUAAUUAUAGUUAUAGAUAUGAAAUAAAUCCUAUCCGGAUGAUGUACGCAGCUAAUUCAUCGAUUCUGACGAUUCUGUACAGCAAAGAAAAAACUGUCCGGAUACUGGGCACCUGACAUCAAUACUUAGUGAAUGUUUCUGGGCUCCGUUAUUCCAAAAAAAUCGAAUUUCAAGAAGAAUUAAUAAACUUUCUGAGAACCUGACUUCUUUACGUAUCUUCAGUUUAAAUAUAAAACCGUUUCUUUGAAAAUAUCACAAACUACCUACCCUUUUCUGAGCAGCACUAAUUUUACUGCGCAGUAAACAGCGUAAAUAUUGGCCAUGAAAUGUUUAUUCACCUGAACAGAACGGCGUCUUCUGCGACUGUUUCGCAAGCUUUCAACUCGCCUAAGCCUUGAUCUUAAAGCUGAAAUGUUCAGCUUUCAUUCGAAAUACUUUGUUUACCGAUAACUGAAAAGGACGUCUCAAAAAUUGAGUUUUUGUUUUAAGUGUCCGGAUACUGGUACCGUCCGGAUACUGGGCAACAUACUGUACCGAUACUUUUUUAACGAUUGUAAUUCUCACCUUGCUUUAACCUUGAUUUCCCCCCCGCAGACUGCGGCCGUCGCACACUGACCACUCGUGGCAGGAUUGUUGGCGGUAAGAAAGUAGAAGCUGGGUUUUUCCCAUGGCAAGCCAGCCUGUGGAACACAAGGACGAAUAAACUUUUCUGUGGUGGAUCCCUUGUCGCUUCGAGAUGGGUGGUUACCGCUGCGCAUUGUGUAGCUGGACCAGGUUUGUGAUUUUGUUUUCAAUGUUAAGGCAUCGUCUGGGGGCUGUUUAGACUUUCUAUAUUAAAGUUCUUCAUUUUUUUUCCUGGUUGGUUAUAUAGACUUAUUUAUAGACUUCGCCGCUCGCUCGGUCGCCGUGCGACCUCAUGCAUUGAAGCUCACUUUUAAGAACUUGUGAGAGGACGACUUGUAACAAGUCUAGGGGUUGUUUGGGCAGAGGUAUGCCGCCCAAGCCCUCAAAACCUGACCCUGUUUAAGAAAAAAAUUACUCAUUUCGCUACCCUGUGUAAGACAAGGGAUCUUAAUUUAUGACCCUGGGCCCAGUUGUUCGAAGGCCGAUUAGCGAAAUGCUGAUUGGUGGAGAUGACAUUAGUAAUGACGUCAUUACCCUCCGCACGUGUUUUUCAAUGUUUGUUUACAUUCGCGCUCGUUCCGCUCCUCGCUGAUUGGCGGAAAUCUUACAGCUCAGUCGACGGGGAGUCACAGAGGAAUUGGAGGUGGAUUUUAAUUUCCAGAGACAUAGUUGCAAGCGCUCCUUCCUUUUCCCGCCCCGCCGCCAGAGCGCCCCGGAGAGGGCUUGCUCGCCUAUCGCAGGCUACGACGGCAAGGGCAUAAAAGUGAGUUUUGGUUUCUAGUCUGCCUACGUUUUCCCUUAGCUUCGAAACACCUAGACAACAUUCCACUGCUUGGUAUACCUAAAGGAAGGAGAUCUUGGGGAGCAAGGGUGGCGCAGUGGUGAGAGCGCUCGCCUCCCACCAAUGUGGCCCGGGUUCAACUCCCGGCGUCGACGCCAUAUGUGGGUUGAGUUUGUUGUUGGUUCUCUCCCUUGCUCCGAGAGGUUUUUCUCCGCGUACUAAGGUUUUCUCCUCUCUUCAAAACCCAGCACUUCCAAAUUCCAAUUCGAUCUGGAACGCAUGGACACGUUUAAACGAGUUCAUAUGAACUCCUAUGUGCUUCGUGGGUAAAGAAACCACGAGACGAGCAAACCGCGAAUAAAGAGCGUUUUCACAUGACGUCAGUUGGUGUCCCAAAACAAAAGAGUGGCCAUGUUGUUACAAACCAAUCCUGUGGGAGUUGAACCUUCUUCUUAUUUAGAAACUUUCUUUUGUUCCGAUAAAUUUGCAUAGCUGCUGACCACGUGACUGAAAAGGCUCUAUUGUUAUGUAGAUAUUUCAGUGCACGAGGUCCAGGUUCGUCUCGGAAAAGUCUUCAGCAAUAGAGGAGAGCCCAGCAGGGAACAACUGAUUUCCGUGGAUAGAAUCCUGAUUCAUACCCACUACGACCAUCACCGCAGCGACUAUGAUCGCGAUAUAGCACUAAUCCGCCUGAAGACUGCGGUUAUUUAUACCGAUUACGUUAGACCGAUCUGCCUACCCUUGCGAGGAAAUGACACUGAUAGAUUUCUUCUGAGACCUGGAAGGAUUGGUGUCAUUACAGGUAAGAAGAUUGUAACGAUCUUGGUUGCCGAACAGCUCUUCUAUUAGCUACUCUCUUUCUUUUCUUAAGCAAAGAAACACACUUGCAGCUGGAGAGUGUAUUCGAAGAGGAUGGAGAGUAGUCGUUACGUGACGUUGCAGUGGGAGAAAAUUUCGGGUCCUCAACAAACCGUUGUCCUGCAAGUAUAGCAGAAAAAAAAUGACAUUUAUGACUUUCCUGUGCAUGAUUGCACUCAGGAACAAAACGGUAACCCAUACUUUUCUUCCAUCGUUCAACAAUGCAAAUCUGUCAAGAAAAAUUGUUGAGAUCUAGAAAUUUUGCGACCAUGGUAACGUGACGUCAAACUUCUCCAUGGAGGUUGGUCGCUCAACAGAGAUUCGUCAUAAAUUAGCGUAAUCUUAACUUCCCAGUCGUCACCCUCUAUCUCGGAUUCUGUUAUCAUUCAAACUAAGUGUAUCAAGUGCUUGAAAGCCGCUUGGUAGAGAAAACCUCCAAUGUGAUGGCCAAAAGGCAUCUAAGAAUAGACGAUAUUCGGAUUCCCCGACGGCCCUGGGACGAGAGACUUCACAGCAUGAUUGCGAGGCUAAAGCGGGGAAUCGUUUGGCAACAACACAAACAAACAUUGAAACAAAAAGUAAUCAAGAAAAUGGUAUAUUGUGUCAAAAUGUCAAUACUCGAAUCCUUUUUAUAAAAUUUUAUUCUUCUUAUUAUUCUUUUUCUCUUGUGUGUAUCUGUAGUGUGGAGUUUAAACUGCUCAGUAUUAUCGUCUGUACCAAACUCUGUGUUUAAUUGAUUGCACGUUUUUGUACUCUCCACAGUUGUUAUCGAAGAUAAUGUAACUUAAAUUUAAAAAUAAACUUUACCGAUUCAUCUUUGUUCAAACCGGUUUGACUUCCUCAAAAUGCGCAUGGACUGUGUGCAGAACGCCAAGCCCCGUCCUCAUAAGUAAUUAUCCACUGAAUGAGUUGUUUGGUUUACUUCAAAUACACGAGAUUUUGCAUCCGCUCUGUUAGAAAAUUUCAACUGCAAAGCAGGUGUGAUAACAUCACUGUUAACUUUAUCGCAGGCUUUCGAUAAUUACGUCCAUUUCAAUAAGAGGUAUUCUUCAAAAAGUUUAAAGGACACUGAAAAUUACAAUUAAAAUGGCUUCGGGGAUUUUGAGAACUCCUCUGUUUAUAUUAAUUUAUAAACUCGCUCACCAAGCACUCUUCUCAUCAAUAUAAUUAUGGUUAGGAUCGCUGUUUUUCUUAGUAAUAAUGAACAGAUCUUCCUUUUGUUGUUUGAAAUAAUAAUCUCUCAAGUAUUUAAGCCCUUCGGAACUUUACAAUGUUAAAAUUUCCCUUAAAUUCGGCAAACUCAGCCGCAGUUUUCUCAUAUUUGUUUGUCCUCUUGGCGAGAAGUUCCCCGCAUGAACCUCGCAUUCAUGAUCAAGGCCUACUCGUUCCAGGACUGUCGGAGAAUACGAAUACUGUCUAUUAAACUACGAGCAGUCUCUCUUUUUUCUUGGUCUGUCGAGCAAAACGCGCGAGACACAAAUAACCACGCGCGUGAUUGAAGGCGCGAGUUUCAUACGGAGAGGCUCCCCUCUGAGAUCCAACCCCUUCACUGAGGAAUGGUGCCCCUUUCGCAGACCUACUAACAGUAAGUCUUCUCAUCAUUUUUUUUGUAGCUAUAAGGUGCAUCGAAGUAUUCAAGAAAACGACCCUAAUAAACACCUCAAUAAUAAUUUUCCCUACCCUUUCAUAUACUUCAACUCAUGAAAUGCCUACCCUUUUAGAUAUGUUAAGCCGGAAAAAGGUACCCCUUUCGGGCAGAGCCUUUCAUUUAGGCCACCAUAGGAAGUAUCCCCCGGGCCAAAAGCAAUGUUGUCAGGAACCCUUCAGCGCCAAUAGAGCUUAACGCAACAUCCCAACAUUUUUAAGAAUUCCAUCGCCAGGUAAGACCAGAUAAGGGAGAAAAGAACUUCAUCAGAAGCCAUUUUGAAUAAAUUGUGAACCUUGAUUAGUGCUUGAUUUUGCUUUUUUAACACUACAGAAUCCAAUAUGGAAUGUAACUUUCCCCUUUCAUAUUUGUUUCAAAAGGUUGUUCACAGUUUUAAUGACCUAUUUGCGUGGAACUGUUUUACAGGUUGGGGCGACAACAAACAAAGACUACCGGGGUAUGCAAAGUUCCUCAAGAGACUGCGUCAAGCCGAUGUACCAGUCGUAGACCAAAGUACGUGUGUAAAGGCCAACAAAAAGUACGUCGUCACAGACAACAUGUUUUGCGCUGGUUACUUCAACGGAACAGAUGGUGACGCAUGUGAGGGAGACUCGGGUGGACCGCUGGCUAUUGAGAAUAGCCUUUCAGUGGAUGUAGCUGACGAAAGAUGGGUGCUUGCGGGCGUCAUUUCGUGGGGGAGACGCUGCGGAGGAAUAGGCACAUACGGAGUGUAUACACGGGUUUCGAAGUUUGCUCUAUGGAUUAACAACGAGAUAAACAAGGACGAUUGAAAUUGUGAUAUUCAUUCAGGACAGCAUGUAGACCAUACAGAAUUUAACCAGGUGCCGACUCCAUAGUUGCAAG
Molecule: messenger RNA, 30572 nt
Organism: Porites lobata
Lineage: Eukaryota; Metazoa; Cnidaria; Anthozoa; Scleractinia; Poritidae
Source: the annotation of a GenBank genome assembly